Messenger RNA from Coregonus clupeaformis (lake whitefish), 2580 nucleotides. RefSeq lists its product as uncharacterized. The record is from RefSeq and is a predicted model, not a curated record. NCBI's taxonomy places the organism in Eukaryota, Metazoa, Chordata, Actinopteri, Salmoniformes, Salmonidae. The transcript is spliced from 18 exons. Bases 1 to 2580 code for a protein of 859 amino acids.
AUGCAGCUCCUACUACAACAUCUCUGCAGCUCCUACGACAACCCCAAAUGCAGCUCCUACAUCAACCACAACUGCAGCACCUACAAUAACAACUGUAGCUCCUAUGACAACCAAAACAGCAGCUCUUUCAACAACCACAACAGUAGCUCCUACAACAACCAGUGCAGCUUCUUCAACAAACACAUAUCUGAAGAUAACAACUGCAGCUUCUACAGCAACAAACACAGCUCCUACUACGACAACCACAAUUGCUGCUCUGAUUACAACAGCCGUAGUUCCUACAUCCACUACAACUGCAGCAACUACAACGACCACUACAAAGGCAUCUACUUCAACAACCACAACUCUAGCUUCUACACCAACCACAACAGUAGCUCCUGCGACAACCACAACAGUACCUCCUACAACAACCACAACAGUAGCUCCUGCGACAACCACAGAUGCAGCUCCUACUACAAUAACUGUCACUCCUAUGACCACUACAACUGCAGCACCUACUAUGACAACCACAACAACCGCUCCUACUACAAUAACUUCAGCUCUUACAACAACAACUUGACAUCAACAACUAGAUUUGGCACAGUGAUGUUUUUUGUUAGACUGAUGUUCCAGCUCAACACACCAGUCCCCACUAAGGAUGAUGUCCUUGGUGUCGUCGACAAGCAACUGUAUCUUCAAUUCAACAAUCAGACGAACACUCAAACCACCUUCCAGAAUGGAACUUAUAUCAAACUUACAGAUACUUCAUUUGCCGUCGAUCUUGGUUUCAAAAUAACCAAUGUAACCAUGGAGUCGCAAAGCAAUAGCCUCACUUUCACCAAUGAGACCUACAGCCAGAUAGAGGAUUCAAUUAACAGCCUACUCCAUGAUAUUCUUUGUAAACCAGACGGCAAACAGUUUGACUUUCCCAAACCCAACUUCACUACUGUUGGCACUCAAAUCAGGGCAGACGUGAUGUAUGUAUACAAAAAGGAAGACAUCAACCUCCCUAGUGCUUUUCUAGAGGAAGUCUUAAAAGUCUCAGGUAUGCUGCUUUUGUUGCUAUUUCUGUUUGUUAUUACGGUGAGUUAUCAAACACCAUAUCUCCUGCCAACCACUGUUGCCCCAACAACCACCACCACCACUGUGGCUUCUACUACGGCAAUUAAAACUGCAGGUCCUACAACAACAACCACAAUUGCUGCUCCUACAAUGACUACAACUGCAGCAUCUACAAGUACAACCACAAUUGUACUUCCUACCUUGACAACGACAACUGCAACUUUUACCUCAACUUCUAUGGCUUCAGUGACAGCAACAACUAGAUUUGGCACAGUGAUGUUUUUUGUUAGACUGAUGUUCCAGCUCAACACACCAGUCCCCACUAAGGAUGAUGUCCUUGGUGCCGUCGACAAGCAACUGUAUCGUCAAUUCAACAAUCAGACGAACACUCAAACCACCUUCCAGAAUGGAACUUAUAUCAAACUUACAGAUACUUCAUUUGCCGUCGAUCUUGGUUUCAAAAUAACCAAUGUAACCAUGGAGUCGCAAAGCAAUAGCCUCACUUUCACCAAUGAGACCUACAGCCAGAUAGAGGAUUCAAUUAACAGCCUACUCCAUGAUAUUCUUUGUAAACCAGACGGCAAACAGUUUGACUUUCCCAAACCCAACUUCACUACUGUUGGCACUCAAAUCAGGGCAGACGUGAUGUAUGUAUACAAAAAGGAAGACAUCAACCUCCCUAGUGCUUUUCUAGAGGAAGUCUUAAAAGUCUCAGGUAUGCUGCUUUUGUUGCUAUUUCUGUUUGUUAUUACGGUGAGUUAUCAAACACCAUAUCUCCUGCCAACCACUGUUGCCCCAACAACCACCACCACCACUGUGGCUUCUACUACGGCAAUUAAAACUGCAGGUCCUACAACAACAACCACAAUUGCUGCUCCUACAAUGACUACAACUGCAGCAUCUACAAGUACAACCACAAUUGUACUUCCUACCUUGACAACGACAACUGCAACUUUUACCUCAACUUCUAUGGCUUCAGUGACAGCAACAACUAGAUUUGGCACAGUGAUGUUUUUUGUUAGACUGAUGUUCCAGCUCAACACACCAGUCCCCACUAAGGAUGAUGUCCUUGGUGUCGUCGACAAGCAACUGUAUCUUCAAUUCAACAAUCAGACGAACACUCAAACCACCUUCCAGAAUGGAACUUAUAUCAAACUUACAGAUACUUCAUUUGCCGUCGAUCUUGGUUUCAAAAUAACCAAUGUAACCAUGGAGUCGCAAAGCAAUAGCCUCACUUUCACCAAUGAGACCUACAGCCAGAUAGAGGAUUCAAUUAACAGCCUACUCCAUGAUAUUCUUUGUAAACCAGACGGCAAACAGUUUGACUUUCCCAAACCCAACUUCACUACUGUUGGCACUCAAAUCAGGGCAGACGUGAUGUAUGUAUACAAAAAGGAAGACAUCAACCUCCCUAGUGCUUUUCUAGAGGAAGUCUUAAAAGUCUCAGGUAUGCUGCUUUUGUUGCUAUUUCUAUCUCCUGCCAACCACUGUUGCCCCAACAACCACCACCACCACUGUGGCUUCUACUACGGCAAUUAA